Molecule: messenger RNA, 3171 nt
Organism: Cynoglossus semilaevis (tongue sole)
Lineage: Eukaryota; Metazoa; Chordata; Actinopteri; Pleuronectiformes; Cynoglossidae
Gene: rsbn1
Product: round spermatid basic protein 1
Exons: 7
Coding region: 233-2557 (774 amino acids)
Cellular component (GO): nucleus
Source: RefSeq, a predicted model, not a curated record
UUACGUCAGCAGGCAGAAGUGAGUGCGUGCCUGGCCGCACGCAGUCAGUGCGAUUUAAACUUCAACACCCAUGAAACAGUGGACCACAUCACCCAGGAUUCAAUGCGCUGCGCAUGUGCGGUAGACCAGAAUUCUCAGAACGAACUACAGGUUAACGGCUGGAGAACUACAACCUGCAGGGAACCUGCGCAGUGCGAAUCCGGAGUCCUUUAAAUGAACUGUACGUGCAAAGAUGGCAGCUGAACUGGACUUGCUGAGAGCCAAAGUGGCAGAAGAAAAGGUUAGGGACAGCCUGGAGAGACUUAUUAAAGAAAGGAAGAAGAAGAAGAAAAAGAAGCGGGAGCCGUCUCCAUCCGUGGACAAGCGGGACAAGUGUGAGAAAGAAGCCAAGAAACUGAAGCUCAACCAUCACCACCACCAACAUGCUGAACCCCGGAGCCACCAGCCCCAUCAGCUGCAGCAGAAAACACACAACUUUAAACAUGUCCUGCACAACCACCACGAACACCAACACCACAGCCACGGGCUCAGCAACGGCACGAAGAAGAGCCCGCAGCCGGUUGUGCCGUCCACCGCAGCCCCGCGGAAAGCAGCGCAGCAGCCGCAGAAGAAGCGAGCGCUGGCCGCAGAGCCGCUGCCACCUGCGCUCUUCACUUUCACGCCUCUCACGGUGGUCAAGGCCAAACCUCUGGAUGUCAAGGAAAAGAACCGGGAAAAUGAUGUGAAGCUGAAACCCAGGAAGGAAAACGCCGAGGCGAACGUAAAACACCCGGAGCAGAAGAAAAAGACGGACCCACGACCACUCAACGAGAACAUCAAGUCCCUCGACCUGGAAGACUGUCUCCUGAAGAAAAAAAAGAAAAAGAAGAAUAAGCAUCGUGAGGACGAGCACAGGGCCAAGAAGCUCCACCACCUGCACAACAAAGCAGUUCAGACUGUGUGUGCGCCUCCUGGAGUUGAUCUUUCUCGACCGCUUUGCUCAGAAACGUCUCCGUCGGCGACAGUGAAACAUGACAGUAGUCGCCAACCUAGCAGGAACACCAUGGAAAACCAUGAAUCCUACCUCCAGGCAUUCAAACUGGGACAGGUCCCCUUUCUGUCCCACCAGGACUACUCCAUCCGCAGCUCCUGUCUCCAGACAGGCACCUGGUACGGACGCCUGAUGCAUGAGGAAAAGCAGGCCAAUGGCGGGGGCUCAGUCCUUCACGCCUAUGCUGAUGAGUUAACUUGUCUCACUCCAGCUGAGAUGGAGUGCUUCGCCAAGGAGUUCCUGGAGUUGACAUUUAACGAGAAGCCUUCUGGUGCAGCCUCCUAUGCUUUGGCUGUGGUCCACGGAGCGGCCUCGUACCUGCCCGACUUUCUGGACUACUUUGCCUUCAACUUCCCCAACACACCGGUUAAAAUGGAAAUCAUGGGAAAAAAAGACAUUGAGACAACAACGAUCGCCAACUUUCACUCUCAGGUAAAUCGGACUUACUCUUCAGGAACAUACAGAGCUGGACCCAUGAGGCAGAUCAGCUUGGUGGGAGCUGUGGACGAGGAGGUUGGAGACUAUUUCCCAGAAUUCCUUGACAUGUUGGAGGAGUCACCUUUUCUGAAGAUGACCCUACCGUGGGGAAGCAUGUCCAGUCUGAAGCUGGACUGUCGUUCUCAGAGUGACGAUGGGCCAAUCAUGUGGGUGCGACCAGGAGAACAAAUGGUUCCCACUGCUGACAUGCCCAAGUCUCCUUUCAAACGACGCAGGUCCAUGAACGAAAUAAAGAAUCUACACUACCUGCCCAGAGCCAGUGAGCCCAGGGAGGUUCUGUUUGAGGACCGGACUAAAGCUCACGCUGAUCACGUGGGUCAGAGUUUUGACUGGCAGAGCACAGCAGCUGUCGGCGUACUGAAGGCGGUCCACUUUGGAGAAUGGAACCACCAACCUCGAAUUACCAAAGAUGUCGUAUGUUUUCAAGCUGGCGACUUCAGUGAAGUUGUCCAGAGAUUACAGCUCGACCUGUAUGAGCCCCCGGUGUCACAGUGCGUCCAGUGGGUGGACGACGCCAAGCUCAACCAGCUAAGGAGGGAAGGCGUCCGAUACAUCCGCGUCCAACUCUGUGACGAUGACAUUUACUUCAUCCCGAGGAACGUCAUCCAUCAGUUCAAGACUGUGUCGGCCGUCUGUAGUCUGGCCUGGCACAUUCGCCUCAAAGAGUACCACCCAGACGAGAAGGUCAGGGAUGAUGAGUCACAGCCCAGUGAUCUCAGCCACACGUCAGGACGAGCCUCCCUUUCCUGCACUGCCCGGCCCAGUGCCACAGUCACCCCAUGUGCAAGACCCCAGGGUGACAACAUUCAAGGCGGGGUGGCUAAGACUGAGGAACCAGAGUUCCAGAGGCCAGCGACACCUCCCCUUGAGCCCCAGCCUGCUCCUCCACAGCCCACCAAGUCCACACCCUUGUCUCCAACCUUCUGUGAUCCCUGUUUUUCCUCGGCUCCAGUCCGCUCGGGAUGUACACCAUCCAAAGAGGCUGCACUGCCAAAAGCUUUGGGCCUCACAGCAGUGAUUCCUAAAUGAUGUCACUCUCCACUGUGGUAGGAGUAUGAAGGAAUUUGAAGACUAUAACUGACAGCCGACUGUCAAUCAGGAAGCCUUUCAACGUAAAUAAUUAUCAAGACUUUGACUUUUCUUUUUUUUUUUACAUGUUGCUAAAAUUAAGUGGUAUGUUUUAUUUUCAACUCAACUUUACUGACUAUCAGACUACAACAACUUUCUCUUUCCUUUUUUUCUGUAUCUUUGCACAUAAACCAGGACUGCCUGCCUAGUGUGUAGGUUUGUUUAUGUAGAGCUUUUAUUUUCAAUAGGUUUUUGCGCUAUUUAUAAAAAAAACAUAAAAUAUAAGUAUUUAUUUGCUCAGCUGUUUCUGAGAACUAUUGACUUAUGAAUUGACGUUGCACAAUGUGUUUUCCCCGAUUGUUUUAAUAUUCUUCAAGCACUAUGCCGACAUUAUACUCCCAGUUUUCAUAUCCCUGGACUUGAAGUCGGGCAAACGAGCGCUUCAGUUCCUUUGAAUUAAUGCAACGGCCAGAUUGGAAUAUUUUCAUUAUUGCUCUUUUAUUGUUAAAAGACUUUUUUUAAAUGAAUUUCCUUUAUUUUUGCAACAAGAAAAAAAAAUAAACAUUCAGUUUUGU